Molecule: messenger RNA, 939 nt
Organism: Rhodotorula graminis WP1
Lineage: Eukaryota; Fungi; Basidiomycota; Microbotryomycetes; Sporidiobolales; Sporidiobolaceae
Exons: 4
Coding region: 1-939 (312 amino acids)
Source: RefSeq, a predicted model, not a curated record
AUGGCCUCGCUCCACUGCAACGGCUUCUCGGCCCACCUGUCCCUCCUCGCGACGCCGCUCCAGCCCCUCUCGUCCUCGGUCAACCCGCACGCGCCACACGCCGUCGAGGGCAUCUACGCCGCGCCGCUCGCGCCAGGUCAGCCGUGGACGCUCGUGUGGAGCGACGACCGUGCCGUCCCAACCGCGGUCGAUGCGGGCGUGCUCGUGUGCGACGGAGCCAACGCGCCCGUCAGGUGCGAGCUCGAGCAUGGCAAGCCGACGAGCCUCUCUGGGUACCUCGACACGGGCCCUCUCAAGAUCACGCUCCUCCUACGCGACCAGGUCGUCAACGAGAUGGUCGCCAUCUUCGUCAUGUUCUGCGCCGACAGCACCUCGACCGCCAACCCGACGGGCUCCGAGGCCGUCUUCCUCCCGACCGACCACCUCGCCGCCGCCGGCCCGUCGCAUCGCCACGCCGCGCAGAACCGCGAGACGCUCUACAUGCCCCACCGUCGCGACAUCCGCCACGACAUCGACCUGCACCGCCGCAUCGCGACGCCGCAGAGCAGCCCAGAGACGAUGCUCGACGCCGCCGGCGCCGAUGACUCGGGCGUCCUCCUCACGACGCCCGAGCGCCGCGAGCGCGCCCAGCUCGUCGACCUCGAGACGCUCAGGCACACGGAACGCGAGCUCGACUUCUACCGCGCCGCCGUCCACUCGCUCGAGCGCAGCAUGUCGCCCGCGUCGCACAUCCGCUUCCUCACCGAGCGUCUCGUGCGCGACCGCACGGGCGGGCCCGACUGCCCGCAGGCCGACGACCGCGCCCUGACGGUCGCCGCGAGGGUCCACACGGCGGUCGCGAGGGAGCAGAUGCUGCGGCAGUUGGGCGAGGAGCGCGAGGCGGCCGUCACGGAGGAACUGGCGGGCGUGCUGCGCAUGCUCCCCCUCGCCCGCCCGUAG